Molecule: messenger RNA, 4050 nt
Organism: Ostrinia furnacalis (Asian corn borer)
Lineage: Eukaryota; Metazoa; Arthropoda; Insecta; Lepidoptera; Crambidae
Gene: Pits
Product: Protein interacting with Ttk69 and Sin3A
Exons: 4
Coding region: 232-1527 (431 amino acids)
Biological process (GO): regulation of transcription by RNA polymerase II
Cellular component (GO): nucleus
Molecular function (GO): transcription corepressor activity
Source: RefSeq, a predicted model, not a curated record
CGCUCGCCGCGACUUGGCUCAGUCUCUCUCCGACCCGCAAACGAAGCGAGUGCCUUGCAAUUUCCGCGUCUCCGGUGCUCCGUGAUCACGAAACCGAAUGUGAAACUAAUCAGUGAUCCUGUGUAACAUGGUGACCGUGUUUUUCGUUGCGAGUUAAAUAAAUCAGUGACAAUUUAUAAGAGAAACGAGGAAGGCCGAUCUCUCGCUCUCCGUACUACGUCCGGCGGCGAGAUGUCGGUGAUGCAGAAGCGGCAGCACUGCUACCUGUGCGACUUGCCCCGCAUGCCGUGGGCAAUGUUGCACGAGUUUUCGGAGGCGGUGUGUCGUGGGUGCGUGAACUAUGAGGGAGCAGACCGCAUCGAGGUGGUCCUCGAUACCGCUCGUCAGUUAAAGCGCGCCCAUGGGUUCCAAGAGGGUCGUGGCCCCACACACGCUAAAGGAGCUCAUCGGGCACCUUUGGAUGCUCAUCAAAACGGAGCUGAAACGACAGCCAGAGGUCAGCCGGCACCUCCAGCCCAUCAUGCACCUACAACUGGUUUUACAUUACAUCACACCCGACCCUCAGCUGGCGCUGGUCUUCUAGCGGAAUACGGCGGCCGAAGAGAGGAACAUGAAGGACGACGGCUAGCACAUUUACCCGCGCACCACCUGCCGACACACGCUGGCGCUCGCCUCGCUCCAGGCUUGACCCUCAAAAGGCCGCUUGACGAGGAUGAUCACCAAAAUCACCACGAGCCUACCAAAAGGCUCCUUGAAGAACACAGUCGGCCACCACUAACACGUGGUGAUUCCCUGCCAGCUGUUUCCUUGUCAGCUUCAACAUUCGCUGCAGAUCGUGUCUUCAAGCAGGAGAAACAUCCGCUCCGUACACCAUCUUUUGAUGCAUCAUCAUUUAAAUCUAACGGAUACGGCAACAGCGCACCGUUGACGAACGGGUCCUCUAACUCGCCACUGGGUCGCGCAGCAGGUUCACCGCCAGUGACCGGGGCGGGCGGCGUGGGCGGCGCGGCGGGCGCGGGCCCGUCCCCCAUGGCCGCGCUCAUGUCGGUGGCCGACACGCUGCCGCCCGGCUCGCCGCGCUCCGCCGGCGGCUCUCCCCCGCAGCCGCCUCCACAGCGCUCCAACAGCCGUUCCAGCCAACACUCUCCCAAUUCUUCAGGGUCGAACGGCGGACGGCGGUCGUCGGGCUCGCGGCACGUGUCGUCGACGACGUCGGUGUCGUCGACGGAGGCGGGCGACGGCGGAGACGCGGCCGCGCCCGCGCCCGCGCCGCUGCUGAAGUGCACGCUGUGCCAGGAGCGCCUCGAGGACACCCACUUCGUGCAGUGCCCUAGCCAGCCGCACCACAAGUUCUGCUUCCCCUGCUCUCGGGACUCCAUCAAGCGACAGCAAGGAUCUGAGGUUUACUGUCCAAGUGGAGAAAAAUGCCCGUUGGCAAACUCGACGGUGCCAUGGGCUUUCAUGCAGGGUGAGAUCGCGACGAUCCUCGGCGAGGAGUUCAAGCCGAAGAAGGAGCGGGAGACCUAGGGAUGCGCCGUGGUGUCCCGACUCUACCUCUUGUCCCUCUCGCUGUGAAGAGCGCGGGAGCGUAUGCCGCGGCACGCGGCCGCAAGCGCACAGCGCGCGGCUCCGCGGCGCAGCAGGCCGGCGCCUGCCGCCACAACCGACACUUGUAUAUAGCUCUGUAAAUAGUCCUGUAAGUUUGGUUCGCUGCCGACGCGCGAGCGGCCGAGACGCGCAGGGUGUCGGCGGCGGCGCCUGCGACCCCUUGAGCGGGUCUUGGCCUUUGUUGGAUACUUUCUGGUCUCGUUGCUCGCGGGACGGUGUGUCGAUCUGAUUUUUUGUCGGGAGCUGUCGUUGAGUUUAGAGGACGGUACGCUGCAACGUGCAGUAUUUCUUCGGAUGCCAUUUUCUUAGUUACCUUUAGGUCCCGAACCAUAGUGAACUUGGCAUUUAUUUAUGUGAUUCUAUAUACUGUACGAGUAUUAUACGAUAUACGAUCAUGACAUAUUAUGUAGUCAAGGGUACUGAUUGUAAAAACUUAGUUUCUGACGCCGGAGAAGCGUCUCAAUGUACAGAUCUUAGCUCGAUGUAUAUUUGUAUUUAUUGCAUAUGACGCGUACUAAAUAUUCUUGUUUUCUACGAAGCGAUUUAUUCAGAGUGGCUCGAGUUCCGUUACUGUCUUGCAUUCGAUGACAAAAUUCGUCUUUUCGAAUUGUUUUCUUUUCAUUUAUAUCGAGAGACGAUAUGCGUUCUAUUGAGAUUGGGAAUUGUUCAAAAUUAUAUUUUUGAUAUUUUAACUGUAUGGAGUUGAUUUGAGUUGAUUAUUUUGUAAGGAUAAGUUAAUCUGUAAGCGACAUGGGGCUGGCCGCGCGACCGGCGCGGCGGCUGCAGUAUUAGCGAGACCGCUUACAUACGCUGGGAGCGUACCUAGUCAUUUUGUGAAAUGUCAAAUUGUCAGAACCGCGACCACGCGGCCGUUAUAGGAACUCUUAAAACUCGCUGCUAUAUUUGUAUAAAGUGAAGUAAUUAUCAUUAUAUAAUUAUCAUUAUAUGUCAUAAUAUUAAACAGUUCGUAGUGUGUGUCAAUUUCGAAGGCUAUCAGAGGACGGCCGUACUAGCUUUGGGUUUUGUUUUCGCAUUAUAAUAUACCUUAUAUAUAUAUUAUGGUUCCGGAGUCUUGUCUGGUGGGCGUUUAGUCGCUGGAGGCAUGCCGAGACAGUCGCCCGAGGUGACAACUUUGAGCGACUGCCUCGGCUCGUCAAUAGCAACUGCAUUUUAUGUAAAUCAUUUGAGUCUUCUUCGAUAUUUCUUCGUAUAGCGUUUGAUAUCUAUAAGUCGAGACUUGAAGUCUUUAAACGGUACAUAUUAGAACAUUCAAUUAAAUUGACAUGUCCAUUAUUUAUUUUAGAUAUAUCAUUGUGUACAUAUACGUACGUUGUAUAAACUUGUUGUAAAUAUUUUAGGUAGAAAGAAGGGCCACUGAAAUUCUGGGGAAGUUCUCAUUCAGUAUUAGUGGAGACUUUGAGCCUUAUGUAGAUGAUGUAACGUUUUAAACUCUUCAGUAAAUUGUAUUCAUUGUUAAUAAAAAUCAUACUUAUUUUCAAUUUUAAAUAAGUAUUUUCUAUGAACUAUCGAUAUUUAAUCACUAAUUACUAGCAAGUUAUUUUAUGUUCUAUGGGUGCUGACAGACGUUUGGGAGUUUCAUUUUUGGUUUCGAGUCACGAUGUUUGUGUAGUCCAGUGACUGAUAUUCAGAAUCGUCGAUAAAGCUACUUCGUUAUUUCUGAUAGAUUCGAAAUUGAUGAUUAGUAUUAUCAGUGGAAGAAGCACCCGGGUGCGGGUUUGUCAAAUAAUUAGUUCUCGCCCAACGCGGCAGAUAUUGUGAGCACAACGUGUGCAUCUGAUUUUAUUUGGUACAUUAAAUGUACGUAUUUUGUACUUGUUACGAGUCACACGGCGAAGUGUUUUGAAUUAAAUACAUACCUACAUACUUACUUAAAAUUUCAAUCACAAUUUUUACCGACUUGUGUAAUGGGAUACGACUAGUGAUUUGUAAUUUUAAAACGUGACUUAAUAAAUUAAAAAUAUGAUGUUGAAUAAGUUAUGAAUUACUUAAUUGAAAAUGUAUAAUGCUAGUCGGAUCCUUUCUACUCGUAAAUGAAUAUUGUCCAUGGUCUUGCUCUUAUAAUAUUUGACUGAUCCAUGUAUAUGUUGUUGUAUUUAAUGUAUUUUGACUCUUAAUAACAAUGUUUCAAGUAAGAUUUUAAUUACGAGUACUUCAGGGCUGCGUUUUAAGGCCACUUUUUACUGUUUAGAUACUGGAGCGUGCACAAUCUGCUGUGUUUACUUGCUGUUCUCUAACGUACAUUUAAUAUGUCAAACUGUCAUAGUCCGCCUCUACCCAUAGGCUUGUUUGUAGACGUCGAUGGAGUCGACAUGAAAUGUAUAAUUUGAGACAUGUCUCUUUCUUACUAUAAGCAGCAGUGAAAUGCUUUGUUUAAGACGUUAAUGUACAUGUUGGUGAAAUACAAUUGAUGUGAUUUUGUAA